Molecule: messenger RNA, 751 nt
Organism: Gasterosteus aculeatus aculeatus (three-spined stickleback)
Lineage: Eukaryota; Metazoa; Chordata; Actinopteri; Perciformes; Gasterosteidae
Gene: lyset
Product: transmembrane protein 251
Source: RefSeq, a predicted model, not a curated record
ACAUCAUUCACGAGUGUCAGGUGACAAAACAGGAAGAAAGAGAGAGGAGACUUCUCGGACCUCCAGCAAAAGCCAGUGGGUUCACGACCCAAAAGCAGCAUUUUAAUUUGAAAGAAUCAGAACGAUAGAAGGUAAGAGCGAAAUACCAGUAUGGAGGAUGAUGAACUUCCGUCAGCGGAUGGGUUGGCUGUGCGUGGCUCUUUACUUGCUACUCAGCGUCAUGGCAGUGUACUACGUGUUUGAGGUCCACAGCUUCAGUUUGGAGCACGUGCAGAGAGGUGGGGCUGGCCCAUCAGCGCCAUCCCUCGCAAUCAGCUGGUCUCAGCGGGUGACUGCUUACCUGCCACCACUUCCUGUCUGGUUAUGGGCGUUGGUUUUCCUUCUGCCAUACCUGCAGCUCUUCCUCUUCCUUUUCUCCUGCACGAGAGCUGACCCCCGAGCAGUGGGUUAUUGCGUCCUUCCUGUCUGCCUCGCCCUGCUGUGCAGCCGCCAAGCCACACGCAAACCGGCCAAUCGGAAAAUUCCGACACUGAUCGACACGUAAGCGGACGAACAAUCAGAAGCCUGCUGCUCAGCCACGAGAGGGCAAUCAAUCAGAGGGGCUCACUGCCGGACAACAGACUGAACUCCUCCUGUGUGCCUUUUUGUUUCUAUUAGUUAGGAGUUGAUGAAAAGACUGCUCAGAAUUUGUGUGUGUGUCUGCGUAGCAUGGCAUCUUUAUUACAAAAUCAAUAAAAUGGAGAAACAAUGA